AUCCUCUCCCUGUGCUGCUGACCUCUGACAGCCGGCCCGCUCAUGGAUCCUCUCCCUCCCUUAACAAACACGGAAGCAGCAUGGCGUCCAACAGCAGCGGCGGCAGCAGCUCCGACAGGCAGCGAAUUGCACAGCAAAGACUGAGUAUCAUCGCCGGACAUCUACAGAGACCCGUGGACGAUGACUCGACCAUCCUCGCCGAAGAGUGCAAAGGCCAAAUCAUCAAAACAGACGCUUCCAGCUCGGGGAAUACUGUGCCGAGGAGGAGGCAGGAGAUUAUGAAAUGGAACGGCUGGGGAUACAGCGAUUCAAAAUUCCUUUUCAACAAGAAAGGGCAAGCAGAAUUCACUGGCAAAAGGUAUAGACUAAGUGGUAUGAUCAUCCCUGCUCUGAAAGAUUGGAUAGAAGAAACAUUUGGAGCCAGUUUGCAGCACAAAGCUCCACCAACACUUCCUCUGACGAGCAGUGCUGUGCAGCCUCCCACUCUUAACGAGGCCUUUGUGGAGGAUGUGAAAUCCACAGGUAUUCCCUUCUCUCAUGAUGCAGAGGACCGAGUGUUUCGCGGCCACGGCCAUUGCUUACACGAGAUCUUUGCCGUUCGAGAAGGGAAAAUUGGCCGUGUUCCUGAUAUGGUGGUAUGGCCAAACUGCCACAGUGAUGUGGUGAAACUUGUUGAACUGGCGUGCAAACAUAAUGUUUGUUUGAUGCCAUAUGGAGGAGGGACGAGUGUCUCAAGCGCACUAGAGUGCCCUCCAGAGGAAACCCGCUCCAUCGUUUCUCUGGAUACCUCACAGAUGAACCGCAUUCUGUGGGUUGACGAGAAGAAUUUAACCGCCCAUGUGGAAGCUGGCAUUGUCGGUCAGGAUUUGGAGAGAUUGCUUAAUGAGAGCGGCUACUGUACAGGGCAUGAGCCUGACUCCAUGGAGUUCAGCUCCCUGGGGGGCUGGGUAGCAACCAGAGCAUCAGGCAUGAAGAAGAAUAUCUACGGCAACAUUGAGGAUCUGGUUGUCCACAUAAGGAUGGUGACGCCACAAGGGGUGAUAGAGAAGAGCUGUCAGGGGCCACGCAUGUCCACAGGGCCUGACGUUCACCACUUCAUCAUGGGUUCAGAAGGAACUCUGGGUGUGGUCACUGAGGUGACGAUGAAGAUCCGUCCCAUGCCAGAGUAUCAGAAAUAUGGCUCAGUGGUGUUCCCGAAUUUUGAGCAGGGAGUCGCCUGUCUCAGAGAGGUUGCCAAACAGAGGUGUGCCCCGGCCUCUAUACGACUCAUGGAUAAUGAGCAAUUUAAAUUUGGUCAUGCCCUGAAGCCUCAAGUCUCUUCAAUUUUCACAUCCUUUUUAGAUGGGUUGAAGAAGUUUUACAUCACCAAGUUCAAAGGGUUUGACCCCAACGUCCUGUGUGUGGCCACACUCCUGUUUGAGGGAGACCGUGAGAAGGUCCUGCAGCAUGAGAAGCAGGUUUACGACAUUGCUGCUAAAUUCGGGGGCCUGGCAGCUGGAGAGGACAAUGGGCAGAGGGGCUACAUGUUGACCUUCGUCAUCGCUUACCUCCGGGACUUUGGGAUGGACUACUAUGUGAUAGGGGAGUCCUUUGAAACCUCUGUGCCUUGGGACAGGGUGUUGGACAUUUGCCGGAAUGUGAAGGCACGCAUUACUCGAGAGUGUAAAGACAAAGGAGUACAGUUUCCACCGCUCUCCACAUGCAGGGUGACUCAGUUGUAUGACGCCGGUGCUUGCGUCUACUUUUACUUUGCCUUCAACUACAGAGGACUCAGUGAUCCAGUGCACAUGUUCGACCAAGUGGAGCAUGCUGCUAGAGAGGAGAUCCUUGCCAAUGGAGGGAGCUUGUCACAUCACCAUGGAGUGGGGAAACUUCGGAAGGCGUGGAUGAGGGAGACUGUCUCCAGCGUCGGCCUGGGGAUGCUUAAGUCCGUCAAGGACUACGUGGACCCCCAGAACAUCUUUGGCAACAGGAACCUGCUCUAACUCCCCGCUCCUGUCCCAUCUUAAGCUCACCUUUUUCUAAAAAGCAUUGUGUGCAUUUUGGAUUUAAUAGAUACUAAUAUGUGAAUUUGAAAUGGACAGAGAUGUUGUCUUUUUUCAUCAAGAAGUGUCAUUUGGUGCCAUUUAUCAAUUCCCCUGACCCUUUUUUUUUUCUUUUACAUUGUAUUGCACUCAACAUGCUGUAACAAUCAAUCACGGUCAUCUCAGUUUGUUCGGAGCUACGGCCAUGAUGCAACUAAACCUUGAUUUUGUCACAUUUGCUUGUGUUUAACCCUUUCCUUAAUAUCUUUGUCAACUAUUCAUUAGUUUGUUUUUAUACUCCUUCUGUGUGAGUGUCAGUGUGUGUCCAUGUGUGGCACUUCUUUAGCGGUAAGUUCAAGAUGAAUGCGCUUUCUAAAGCUCCGUGCCUUUCUAAAGCUUCUGUCUGCCUUCCCCUUCUCCUAUGACUCACUUUGUGGAGCAAAAUUAACCCCGACAUGAGCUUUUCUGUGUCUCUACUUUCAUUUUCUUACCCUCCUUUCUUCAGUCAUACUAACCUUUUGCCAUAAGAGACUCUGGACUGAACAGGCUCUACUAAAACCCGCCUAUGGCCCACCAAAUUUUAACAAGAACCCAGUGUGAUUACAAAGAGAGAUAUUCCUUGUGUGUUUAGUUUUUUGUACUGAGAGCGUUUACCUUGCAUGGUUUGUUACUGAGAAAGCGAAGCAGGAAAAAAAACACGUUUUUUCUUACUUUAUUUUUGUUUUUGUCAUAAAUGCUUCAAAGUGGCUGCAAUUUUGAGGCCUCUGGACCCCGGUGCUCACGUUGUACCAAAGACUCACAACACAUCACAUCAUGCAAACAUACUGUAAACACAUGUUUGACUGUGUACACACAUGUAGUACAGCUGAACGCACAGCUGAACUGUAUUUUUUAAUCAGCAUAUGCAAAGAUAACCCCUGUGAGAGCUGUAAACAUGUUAGUUAGCUGUUACUGUUUCAUGAGCUAAACUUUGUUAAACACAAAUACAUCUUAUAUCCAGACACUGUAUUAAAUUAUGUCUGUUUUUCCCUGAUGUUCCUGUUGAAACGGCUCCCCUUCUUAGUGUAUAUAUACUUUAUGAGGGUUUUUUGGAUCUGAUACUGUAAUGUACUACAAUUUGAUACCAGACUUUUACCAUAUGUCAUAGUUAACUAUUCAUUUUGAGGAAAAGUCAAGCUUUAAGAAAGCUGUUGUGCAUAGAAAUUUUCCCCUUAUUACCCCUCCUGAGCUAAGCUACAUAUUUUUCUGGACCACCAUGUCCUUUUUAAUUCAUACAAUUUCCAAAAUAUAAAAAGGACUCAUUAGGGACCUGUUGUGUGACAUUUUACUCCUGUGUCAAAAGAGGUUUUGAAGGUUAUGGAUGUACCUUUUUUACUUUCCAAUUCUCUAAACAUCGUAGUAACAUCUAAGUACAUUUUGUCAAUGCUGUUUGUGCAAUAAAUUGAACUAAAACAU
Messenger RNA from Notolabrus celidotus (New Zealand spotty), 3479 nucleotides. It is a transcript of the gene agps, whose product is annotated as alkylglycerone phosphate synthase. The record is from RefSeq and is a predicted model, not a curated record. Lineage: Eukaryota; Metazoa; Chordata; Actinopteri; Labriformes; Labridae. Gene Ontology annotation, biological process: lipid biosynthetic process. Bases 81 to 1985 code for a protein of 634 amino acids. The transcript is spliced from 20 exons. Gene Ontology annotation, molecular function: FAD binding; alkylglycerone-phosphate synthase activity.